CCCAAUCCCAAUCUCAAUCUCUCCGUCCUCCGUGUCAAAGUGUCAAAAUCAGUCAGUUUAGGACUUAGGUUUAGUUAGUUUUGGAGAAGUUAUAGGUUAUCGACAUCUGACCCCAAAUGGUGAUUCAAGUUCCUUCGUGUAAUGAUUCGUCUAUUCACUAAGGUGACCCCGUGAACAAUUCUGGCAUAGUCGUUUAACCAGAGAUUUUCCCCUAAAGUGGAAUCAGGGAAGUGUAAAAAUUGACGUGGUGUGGGGUUGGGCCUCUCCCCCUCUGCGUCUACACAACCGCAGCAGGAUGGGAGAGAUGAUGCCGGAUCGUGACAGAGACAGAGACCGAGCACCAAGCCCGGCCAGACUGGCGCACACAUCAGAGAAACAUCCUCGGGGCACUUUGACGGAACUGAACGUGCUUCGUCGCCACAGAGAGCUGUGUGAUGUUGUUCUUAACGUGGGCGCACGCAAGAUAUUCGCUCAUAGAGUGAUUCUGUCAGCGUGUAGCCCUUACUUCCGAGCGAUGUUCACCGGGGAGUUAGCCGAGUCCCGGCAGACAGAAGUGACGAUUAGAGACAUUGACGAGGUCGCUAUGGAGCUGCUCAUUGACUUCUGCUACACCUCGCAAAUUGUUGUAGAAGAGGCCAAUGUGCAGACACUGCUACCAGCCGCCUGUCUUCUCCAGCUAGCAGAGAUACAAGAUAUUUGCUGUGAGUUUCUCAAGCGACAGCUGGACCCGUCCAACUGCCUCGGGAUACGAGCGUUCGCAGACACACACUCAUGUCGGGAACUGCUGAGGAUUGCCGACAAGUUCACGCAGCACAACUUCCAAGAGGUGAUGGAAAGUGAAGAGUUCCUGUUGCUGCCCGUCGGACAGCUAGUGGACAUAAUCUCUAGUGACGAGCUCAACGUCAGAUCCGAGGAGCAAGUAUUCAGCGCAGUCAUGAACUGGGUCAAGUACAACGUGUCUGAAAGGAGGCAGCAUCUUGCACAGGUACUUCAGCAUGUGAGGCUUCCCCUGCUGAGUCCCAAGUUCCUGGUAGGCACAGUAGGAUCAGACUUGCUGGUUCGCAGUGACGAGGCUUGUAGAGACUUGGUGGACGAGGCUAAGAACUACCUGCUGUUGCCUCAGGAGAGGCCACUCAUGCAGGGCCCUCGCACUCGGCCUAGGAAACCCACGCGGCGUGGAGAAGUACUCUUUGCCGUGGGCGGAUGGUGCAGUGGAGAUGCCAUAGCCAGUGUUGAGAGGUUCGAUCCUCAGACCGUGGACUGGAAGAUGGUUGCGCCCAUGAGCAAGAGACGCUGUGGCGUUGGCGUAGCUGUGCUUAACGAUCUGCUGUACGCAGUGGGAGGUCACGACGGACAGUCAUAUCUCAACAGCAUUGAGAGGUAUGAUCCUCAGACUAACCAGUGGUCGUGUGACGUCGCCCCGACCACCUCCUGUCGCACCAGUGUCGGUGUCGCAGUACUGGACGGCUAUCUGUACGCUGUGGGAGGGCAAGAUGGCGUCCAGUGUCUCAAUCAUGUAGAGAGGUAUGACCCGAAGGACAACAAGUGGGGUAAGGUGGCGCCAAUGACCACUCGUAGACUCGGGGUUGCUGUGGCCGUCCUCGGAGGAUAUCUCUACGCUAUCGGAGGAUCUGAUGGCCAAUGUCCACUCAAUACAGUGGAGAGGUACGAUCCUAGACAGAACAAAUGGACGCCCAUGUCCCCGAUGUCGACCCGUCGUAAACACCUCGGCUGCGCAGUGUUCAACAACCUGAUCUAUGCAGUGGGUGGCCGAGACGACUGUAUGGAGCUGUCCAGUGCAGAGAGAUACAACCCUCACACCAACACAUGGUCUCCCAUCGUGGCCAUGACCUCACGUCGUAGUGGGGUUGGCCUAGCAGUAGUGAACGGACAGCUGUACGCCGUGGGAGGAUUUGACGGGACAGCUUAUUUGAAGACCAUCGAGGUGUAUGACCCCGAGCAGAACCAGUGGCGUCUCUGUGGAGCUAUGAACUACCGCAGGCUUGGUGGGGGUGUGGGCGUCAUGAGAGCCCCGCAGACAGAGAACUACUUCUGGUGAUGCUUCUGUGAUGGCCGAGAGCCAACUAGCUUCCUGUGGUAACAAACUGCGUAAUUUAUCUGUGUAAAUUGUAAAUUCUCUCGUUAAUUCCAUAAUUGUAUAGUAGUGAUUUUAAUUAAAGCUACUCGCAAUCCUAAGAAUUGUUUAUGGCAGCUCAGAGAUAAUGGAUUUUGUUUUUAUUUAUGUGUCUGUAUAAGGUAUUAGAGCUGUAAUAUAUGUCUGUAAUUGUUA
Macrosteles quadrilineatus (aster leafhopper) is the source of this 2290-nucleotide messenger RNA. It is a transcript of the gene dbo, whose product is annotated as kelch-like protein diablo. Gene Ontology annotation, molecular function: protein binding. NCBI's taxonomy places the organism in Eukaryota, Metazoa, Arthropoda, Insecta, Hemiptera, Cicadellidae. The record is from RefSeq and is a predicted model, not a curated record. The transcript is spliced from 13 exons. The coding region runs from base 296 to 2059 and encodes 587 amino acids.